AUGAUUUGGCUAAACGAGUCGGUGAAGAAAGCGCAUCGUCGUAUACCACCUGAUGUGUUCGUGAUAGUCAGAAGACUGGCACCUAUUCUCUUGCUUUUGGCAUUGCUGGUCUAUCUUCUGAUUGGUGCUACCGCCUUCUUGGCAUUUGAACAUACGAAUCACGAGAACUACGUCAAAAGAUUUCACUUGAGGCUGGGAGCCAACAGGAAACAUGCCUCGAGGGAGAUCACGGCCUCUCUGUUCAAUCAAAGCUCGAACAUGCUGGUCAUCGUGGACAAGGUCAAUCAGGCCCGUAUGGAAGUGAGUGUCUUUGAUGUUAACAUAGGUUAUCAAUGAUAAGUUAUUAAUAAAAUUUAAAUUUUAAAAUUGAAAACGUGUCUCUUCAGGAGCUUCUCUACCGUCAUCUGAAGCUCUAUGAGACUGAAUUGCCGAUUAAUCGGCCGAACGACGAGGCGUGGUCGUUUACCAACUCUCUCACGUACUGUUGGGCUUUGAUCUCUACAAUGGGACACGGUACCAGAGCUCCAAAAACAAUUGGCGGACAAAUCUUUGCCUUGUUUUAUGCCUCGUUCGGGGUGCCAUUUUAUAUGGGUACUAUUGUUACUUGGGCGUUUACUACUUUGGCCUCAGUUAAGGUAAAGUUUUAAACUAUAUUAACAUAACUCUUGAAAUGCAGGUAUUAAGGUUAAAUUUACUGUUAAAUUUUAGUAUUUUAUAUUAUGUUUCAGUAUCGUCUUAUAUUAUUUUUCUUCUUAUUUUUAAAAAAUUUCUAUUUAACAGGGGCCGGGAACUUUUUGACCAAUCUAAUAUAGACAAUAACAUUUUAGUGGCUACUGCGUCAAAAGAUGAACGACAAGUCAAUAACGGAAGCACAUAUGUUACUAACCUGCACGGCUGUCUAUGUCUGGUUUCUGAUUGCAUUCAGUGUCAUACUGUACUCAUCAGCCAUCCCUGAUAGUUACUUUCGAUCCUUGUAUACUGCAGUACUGUCAGCCUUUACUGUUCAAGUAAGUUUCAAUAAUAGACUUUUUAAUGCAAGUGUUUACAUUAUAGUAGGCUUAAGUAUUCUAAAUUAUAUAGUUGUUUUAUUACAGUACAUUUAAGUGCUUUACAUUAUAUAAAUAUAUAAUAUAUAAAAUGGCAUAUUAUCAUUGCUUUUUUUAAAAACGUAUCUUGUCUUCAGACAAUGGAUUACAACGACUUUAUGGAGUUUGACAAAGUAGUAACUCUGACCUGUGUAGGAGUAGCGCUUUACCUCGGAGCUUUGGUGUUCUUGACAGCAAUCGGAGUCUACCGUAAUGUAGAUGGAUGUAGCAAAAGAACCAAAGCCAUGGAUCCGAUAAGCAGCGACGACAUCAGACAAAUCGACGAGGAAGAAGAAGAGCCCAAAAAGGUACACUUGGUACACUCUGAAUCGAUUAAAAGUGCACCUGGUUCUGUGCCACAAGCUGCACCCAGGUUUCAAGUAAGUGUGCCAAUUCAAAAUAAAAACGGCAGUUUACAUUACGUCAAUGUGAAUCCAUCUGUCGUUUGACGUUGUCAGAAGCGUGUUUGUACAUAAAUAAACUGGGUUUUGUCAACCGCUACAUUUCUUACAAUAGUUUUAAGUAUUUUGUAAUUGUUUUUGGUUCAAACACGCUAACUAAAAUAACAUUGUCCAUUUGAUGUUGAGCACCCUUAUGUUACUGUAACUUUAAAUGUUCGUAUUUUAGGUAAUUGUGGACGAAGCAGGUGAAAGUCACGUAAAUAAACCAAAGAAGAAGACCACCUUCGUGAAGGAAGUGCACCAUUACUAA
Molecule: messenger RNA, 1796 nt
Organism: Bursaphelenchus okinawaensis
Lineage: Eukaryota; Metazoa; Nematoda; Chromadorea; Rhabditida; Aphelenchoididae
Source: the annotation of a GenBank genome assembly